Messenger RNA from Delphinapterus leucas (beluga whale), 1302 nucleotides. Lineage: Eukaryota; Metazoa; Chordata; Mammalia; Artiodactyla; Monodontidae. The record is from RefSeq and is a predicted model, not a curated record.
CGCCCGAGCGCGGGGUCAGAAGGCCAGGCGUUCCCUGGGGUAGAAAGCCCUGGGACCCUUGGGGCAGCCGUCCCGGGCCCUGCCCCUCAAGUUCCAAGGGCGGGCCGGUUCUCGGGGCCGUUGGACGGCAGCGGUCAAUGGGGAAGGCCUUUUGGGGAGCCGGUACUUAUCUGGGGAGAGCGGGAGUCGCCGGAAUGGGGGUCACUGUGGAGCGGGCAGGACGAAGGCCUGGGCGCCGAGUGCCACCGGCGCUGCAGGGACCUCCAGCAACGCAGACCUUUCCCGGCCUGUUCUCCUGUUCUCCUUCCCAUGUUUUUCUUCCUUACAAUUUUAAAAUUUUAAACACCUUUCCCGUUUGUUCGGUCUCGCUGCUGAUUGCCUUCAUCUGCGUGAGGAACUCUCUGUGGACCAGCUACAGUGCCUACAGCUACUUUGAAGUGGUCACCAUUUGCAACUUGAUCAUGAUUCUCGCCUUUUACCUGGUCCACCUCUUCCGCCUGUACCGCGUGCUCACCUGUAUCAGCUGGCCCCUGUCGGAACUCCUGCACUAUUUAAUCGGUACCCUGCUUCUCCUAAUCGCGUCCAUCGUGGCAGCUUCCAAGAGUUACAACCAGAGCCGACUGGUGGCUGGAGCGAUCUUUGGCUUCCUGGCCACCUUCCUCUGCCUGGCGAGCGUGUGGCUGUCCUACAAGAUCUCGUGCGUGACCCAGUCAACAGAUGCCGCCGUCUGAUGCCCUAACAGCCCGCCAGCCCUGUAGGAGGCGCUGCAGGACGUGUGACCCACGCUGAUGGAGGGGCUUGAGCCGGCGGCCGCAGGAGAGACCGGGGUCUGGGUCCCCGGGCCGGUGGGUGCGGGACGGGCCCUUCCUGCGGCUCCUGAGCGGGUCCAGCCUCUCUCGCCAGCCUUCUUCACUUCCUCAGAGAAUAUUCCUCCCCGUCCGGGAAAGAAAAGCAGCCUCCAGGGAAAUCUGAUCUCUCCCUCCUGCUUUAGAGCCGCCUCAGGGACUGAUGCCCCUCCCCCCGUUAAGGUGAAGGGGUGGUUUUUGAAUACUUUGCCGAACCCUUCCCCUCUCCCCAGACCUCGAAGGGGCGCUGCCUUAAAUCCUCUUAUGAAAACACAGCCACCUCCUAAUUUAUCUCGCUUGGAAAUCUGGUCUUGAAGGUACCCUCUUUCUUAAAGUGAGGCUUACGGGAACGCCAUGCGGUCAGCCUGUUCCCAAAUAGGAGAUCUUGGCUCCUUUCUUGUUGUUACCAUUGUGUACUUGUUUGUGUGUUUUUAAAUAAAAUGUUGACUUGGCCAAU